ACUCUGGCCACGGCUCAGUCUGCAGAGAAACGUGCGUGGAUCUCUUUGGUGUGGUACGGAUCGUGUCUUUCAUCUUGUAUCUUUCGGUUGUGUAGUGUGUGCCUUUUGUGGGUGGGUGGAAAAUGCAUUUUCCUGCUUUUGAUGACUUCUAUCAGCGACUUUUGUUUCUGCUGCCGUUUGCAACGAAUUUUGGUACUGUAGAGCGAAAAUUCAGCUACGUUGAUUCCACCAAAUGGCAUGAAACGUUUCCCCUCUGUGGCGGGGCAGAGCAGUCGCCGAUUGCCAUCAGUAGACACAAGGUGAUACCCAUUGGCCUGCCUCCCUUGCAAUUCGCUGGCUACGACGAGCUGUUCCAAGAUCUCUUGAGAAUACAAAACUCAGGACAUACAGUUAAUUUUUCCAUUCCUCCCACGGUCUUUGGGGAGCGUCCCUCUGUGACUGGCGGCCUGCUGCAGGACUUUUACGAGGCCAGGGAGGUGCACUUCCACUGGGGCUCACAGCAGAGCAAGGGCUCAGAGCAUUUGCUCAAUGGCCGGAGGUACGAUCUGGAAAUGCAUAUUGUGCAUCGCAACACCAAGUACAGCACCACUGAGGAGGCACGAAACAACACCGAUGGCCUGGCUGUGCUGGCAGUGCUCUUCAAGGUGGUUCGGACAGGGCCCUCCUUCUACCAGCCAGGACUCACCGAGAUCUUUGGAUCGCUGCUGCACCUGGGAGACUUCAACAGCACCUAUGUACCUCCAGUUCUGAUCACACUCGGAUCGCUCUUGAGCAAUCUGGAUCGGGGGAACUUUUACUGCUACAAGGGUUCGCUGACAACGCCCCCCUGUUCGCCCUCUGUGCUGUGGCACGUGUUUGCCGAGGUGCUGCCCAUCUCCCACCAGGAUCUGCCAAAGUUCUGGCAACUGCGGAACCGCCAUGGCCGACCAUUGCUCAACAACUUCCGGCCACUACAGUCGCAGGAGACGCGACAGGUCUUCCAUCGGCGGCCAGCAGAUCAGUGGCUCUGGAUAUAAUGGUUAAAUAAUUAAAGAUAA
Messenger RNA from Drosophila pseudoobscura, 1037 nucleotides. It is a transcript of the gene CAH8, whose product is annotated as Carbonic anhydrase 8. Lineage: Eukaryota; Metazoa; Arthropoda; Insecta; Diptera; Drosophilidae. Gene Ontology annotation, molecular function: carbonate dehydratase activity; zinc ion binding. Bases 123 to 1016 code for a protein of 297 amino acids. The record is from RefSeq and is a predicted model, not a curated record. The transcript is spliced from 4 exons. Gene Ontology annotation, cellular component: plasma membrane. Gene Ontology annotation, biological process: one-carbon metabolic process.